AGCUGCCAGUCCUGCAUGGAGGUCAGACAUCUUUUAGAGUGAAACUGAGAUUGAUCACAGCUGCACAGAAUCCCAGUGAUUUCAUUUAAGAUUUAAGAAAAAUAAGAAGGAGCUACAGAGCAUAUCUGGUGCCACAGGAAACUGAACCAAUCAGAGAUGGAGCUUCUGACAACCGCCCUCGUCAUCGUUCUUCUGUCUACAACAGUCUCCGCGAGACCCACCGGUUCGCGUCGGCACCAUGAUGCUGACAUUGUUGACAAUUACUUGCAACAGAGAUGGCUUGACAGGAAUAACAUCUGGUUUCGGUCUCCUGAAUCUUCUAGCGAAGAAUCGUCUUCAGAGUCAGAUGAGUCAAGGGAGUCGUCAGAAUCUAGAGAAUCUUCAGAAAGUGAUGAGUCCUCUGAGGAAGUCCUAAUCACCGAUCUGACCACCACGGCCAUGACAUCCUCCACUACGGUACACGGGAGUACGCCAACCCCCGAGCCAGACUCAAUGAGCACAAGCUUUACCACAGAAGAUGGGAGAACGCCCACCCCCGAGCCAGACACAAUGAGCACAAGUUUUACCACAGAAGACGGGAGUACGCCCACCUUUGAGCCAGACACAAUGACCACCGAUUCUGUGACAGUGACAACGCAACAGCCAGCCACACCUGACGCUGCCACAACACCCUGCAGUGUGACUCAGUGUGUUACCUUGGAGAUUCCAACUGCAGCUCCCAUCACAGAAAGCAGAGGAGACAACUAAACAGCUGUGUUUCAAACAACAACUUAACAAAAUGUGUCAUUUCAGGUCACAUUUUUGAGUCUAUUGUAGUUGCCAGGGUUAAAACUCAGUGGGCUUUCUUAAUUUUAGUACCAAAAAGGUUAACAUACAAGUACAGACAAGUUCAGCCCCAUGUUCCCCCGGCACCCAUGCAUUUUUUUUCAUUCAAAUUGGACCCUAUGUUCCCUUAGCCCGUUGUUUCCUCGGCUUGAGAGCCAGCUCUUCUGUCAGUGCCUCAUGAUUAGGAAUUACGAUGCAAGUUAUUAUGUCGCAGAUUCAUUGAAACUUUACAUUUGGUUAGGUAUAGGCACAAAAAACACUUGGUUAUGGUCAGGAAAAUAUCAUGUUUUGUCUUAAAAUAAUUGGUUUUGGGGACACAAGUCUUGCUACAAAAGAUAUGUCUCAGCUCAUGCUCUUUGUGCCACACCCAUGUAUGGUCCCUAAAGCAAUCACUCACUAAAUCACAAGUAGUUCUGUCAUUUAUUGGUGUCAAACCAUGGCUUUCAACUUCAACCUCCAAAUGACAAAAUCUGCUCAUAUACUAUGUCACUUUAGAAAUGUUGCUAUGAUACUUUUGGCAUAUGCAAAUGUACCAUAUUGGUGGUUUGUAGAAAUGCAAAAUGCUAACAUUUUAGCAACUGUGCCAAUCGCUAACUGCCUUAAGAUGCCUUAAGUCCAGUAAUGACCACUGGAUGAAAAAUUUAAAAAUGCUAUGUUGAAGUAAUUUUUUGUGCAAAAGCAGAUUUUUUCAAAAGAUGCAUAAUUUUUGGGUGUCUGACAGCUCACCUGGUAGAGUUGGCUCCUCAUGUGCAAAGCCUGUGGCCCUUAGUUGCGUGUCAUUCCCUUUCUCUCCCCCUGUCAUGCUUAAGCUAUCCUAUAAAAUAAAGGCAAAAGCAAAACAAAAAUCUUAAAAAAAACUUUUCUUUUAAAUGUACAUCCAAAUAUAUUAUUGAGAUUACACUGUGUGUUUACAUGGACAUGAAAAGCCCGUUUAUGGGCAAGUCUUUGGAGCAUUUGGUUUGUGUUUGAACAUGUAAACACCAUAUUCUCUUUAUGAGAAACCCAAAUAUGCCAGCUGGAGUGACCUUAAAGAAACUGAGAUGUAUACGAAGAAUAUGUAUAACCCGAUGUCUCUGUGCACAUGUUAACAGCUUUUGCAGAGUAUGAUCACAAUUUGGAUAGGCCUCAUGAAGAGGUUAUGCAUGUUCAUGUAACUCUACUCAUGAUUGUUUUCACUUACAGUAUAUGAUCUGCAGUGUUUCAGCCAUCAAAAUGUGGUAUUACAGAGCAACUUUAAUGGAGAGACCACUUAGAUAUGUCUGUAUGGUAUCAUUACAUAAACACGCUUAUGUUUACAUUUAAGUAUUAACUGACCAGGAAAGUACAAGCAGAAAAGUCAGGUGCAUCUUUCAAUGUGCCAGAUAUAUUCAGUGUCAGUAUUUCCACAUAGAUCUGCUCCUGAAUUAUUGUUGUACUUUGUUGUAUUUUACAUUCUUGUUACAAUUAUAAGUACUCUAUAAUGCACUGGAAUUUUGCCCGAAAAUAAAAAGUCAUUCUUCCGCA
Plectropomus leopardus (leopard coralgrouper) is the source of this 2328-nucleotide messenger RNA. RefSeq lists its product as uncharacterized. The record is from RefSeq and is a predicted model, not a curated record. NCBI's taxonomy places the organism in Eukaryota, Metazoa, Chordata, Actinopteri, Perciformes, Serranidae.